GAACAGUAGAGCCAAAGGCAACCCUACUCUGAGAAAAGAAAAGUCGACCUUAGCAAGUUUUGUUGAAAUACUCUUGAAUUUAUAAAGGUUAUAAGCUGCCAUUUAAAAGCAUGGCCUCUUCGGAAGUUGCAAGGCACCCAGAUAAAGGAGCUCGGCCCUUGUCUCUAGCCGGUCAUGUAGGCUUUGAUAGCCUUCCAGAUCAGCUUGUCAACAAGUCCAUCAGCCAGGGCUUCUGCUUCAAUAUUUUAUGCAUUGGUGAGACAGGUAUUGGGAAAUCUACCUUGAUGGACACUCUAUUUAAUACAAACUUUGAGAACUUUGAGUCAUCCCACUUUGAACCUCAAGUGAAGCUGCGGGCUCAAACUUAUGACCUGCAAGAGAGUAAUGUCAGGCUACGCCUCACUGUGGUCAACACUGUUGGCUUUGGAGACCAAAUGAACAAGCAAGAAAGCUAUCAGCCGGUGGUGGACUACAUUGACAAGCAGUUUGAGAGUUAUCUUCAGGAGGAGCUAAAAAUCAAGCGCUCUCUGCAUAACUACCAUGACUCACGAGUCCAUGCCUGCCUUUACUUCAUCUCCCCAUCAGGUCACUCACUUAAAUCCCUGGAUUUGGUUACAAUGAAGAAACUUGACAGUAAGGUAAACAUCAUCCCAGUCAUCGCCAAGGCCGACACAAUCAGUAAGAGUGAGCUGCACAAGUUCAAGAUCAAAAUCAUGAGUGAGCUGGUCAGCAAUGGUGUGCAGAUCUACCAGUUCCCGCUGGACGAUGAGACCGUGGCUAAGGUCAACACUACUAUGAAUGGUCAUCUUCCUUUUGCUGUAGUAGGGAGCACAGAGGAAGUUAGUGUUGGCAACAAGAUGGUGAAAGCUCGUCAGUAUCCAUGGGGCAUUGUCCAAGUGGAGAACGAGCACCACUGCGACUUUGUGAAGCUGAGGGAGAUGCUCAUUUGUGUAAACAUGGAGGACCUGAGAGAGCAAACCCACUCUCGUCACUAUGAGCUUUACAGACGCUGCAAACUGGAGGAAAUGGGAUUCAAGGACACUGACUCGGAGUGUAAACCUGUCAGUUUACAGCAGACAUAUGAGGCCAAGCGACAGGAGUUUUUGGCAGAACUGCAGAAGAGAGAAGAUGAGAUGAGACAAAUCUUUGUGCAGAGGGUGAAGGAGAAGGAGUCAGAGCUGAAGGAAGCUGAGAGGGAGCUGCAGGGUCGUUUUGAGCAGCUGAAGCGCCUGCAUGCAGAACAGAAAUCAGCUCUGGAGGAAAAGAAGAGGCUUCUGGAGGAGGACCAGAGUUCUUUCAUGAAGAGACGGGCCGCAGCUCAACUCCUGCAGGCCCAGAGCCUCACCGUCAACGGCAAGAAAGACAAGGACCGCAAGAAUUCUGGCUUCAUGUGAAGGCUUGAAUCUGAAAAACCAUUUACCAGUAUAACCAGUGGCAUUCUGUCCACCUCUUCAUCUGGUCUCCAACACUAACAAGACACACAAAUGCAUCGCGUGUGAGCUCCAUUUGCCAAAGUUUAAAGACUCUUUCCAAAAACCCCAUGUAUACCUUCCUCCACUGUAUUUUAUCCUUUAUUGUAGCAGUUUUGUUGUAUCAGUUUUUAUAUUUAUCCUCAUUGUUUAUGUAAAACCUUCAAUUUGUUUGUGACUUCUGUUUUUAAUCUUUUGCUGAGAGGAAACCUCACACAUCCCAUUCACUAGAGGUUUACGAAUCACA
This is a messenger RNA of Nematolebias whitei (Rio pearlfish), 1716 nucleotides long. It is a transcript of the gene septin10, whose product is annotated as septin 10. The transcript has 10 exons. Gene Ontology annotation, cellular component: septin complex; cell division site; microtubule cytoskeleton. The record is from RefSeq and is a predicted model, not a curated record. NCBI's taxonomy places the organism in Eukaryota, Metazoa, Chordata, Actinopteri, Cyprinodontiformes, Rivulidae. Gene Ontology annotation, biological process: cytoskeleton-dependent cytokinesis. Gene Ontology annotation, molecular function: GTP binding; molecular adaptor activity; GTPase activity. Bases 111 to 1394 code for a protein of 427 amino acids.